CCCGGUUCUAUUUUGUUGUCGCACCUCCACGCAAUACACGCAUUUCCUUUUCACGGCAGAGAGAGAGCGCGGGGAAAUUUGACAGUGAUCGUAAACAUCAAGCGGCAUUACUCUUUUCUACAGUUUUCUACAGUUCAGCUUGUCCAAAUAGUUUGCUGUUUUAACAAACCCAAUAUGAGAACUGUGGAGGAGGUGCGGGCCACGCUGCAGAUCGCCAAGCUGAAGGAGGAGGAUCUGCAGGAGACGAUCCACUGUCUGUCUUUUGGAGAGGGAGUCUCAUCCACAGACUACUGCCUGAUGGAGCUGGACGACACGCUCUGCAAACACAUAGAGGCUGGGGAAAGUCUAGUGAUUCGAGGGGAUAAGGAUGAGCGCGCCGUGCUGUGUAGCGGUGACAAGACGUACGAUCUGAAGAUAGCUGACACGUCCAACCUGCUGCUGUUUGUGCCAGGAUGCAGGACGCCGGACCAGCUCACCAACAGCCAGGGAACCUCCCAUCUGGUGCACACACAGAUCUGGGGUUUCUGUAACAGUUACUGGGAACUGAGGAAACAGCGGCCCAAACUGAAGAAGCUGAAGAAGCUUUUGAUGGAGAAUCCUUACGAGGGACCUGCUUUAGCGGGACAGGAAGAGAACACAGAAAACAGGUACACAAUGCUGGAUCUGUUGGAGAGGAUCCAGGCCAGUGAGGAGGAGAUACAGACCCAUCUGCAGACCAUCCAUGCCUGUCAGAUAGAAGGCUACUGGCGUGUGCUGGACUUCGACUAUGAGAUGAAGCUUCUUGGUCAUGUGGCCCAGCUGGUGGACUCUGAGUCGUGGUCUUUCAAUAAGGUUCCCCUUGAAACCAGUCUGGAAGAACUGGGCCCACUGGAACCCAAAGAGAUGAUUGAGCACUGCUUGAACUGUUAUGGGAAACGCUUCACUGAAAAUGGUCAGGUGUUUUAUGCUCUGGAUGAGGAUAAAGUUUGCCGGGCCACGGCCCUGUUGCUGCUGCAGAACGCUGUCAAGUUCAACCUGAGGGAGUUUCAGGAAGUCUGGCAGCAGAGUGUGCCGGAGGGCAUGGUGACAAGACUGGACCAGCUGAAGAACUUAGCCCUGGUGGACCGCAGUUCUCACCCACAGACCAUCUCUCUGCUGCGGGUGGAGGAUCUGCCAGAGGACACGCUGGAGCGCUUCAACCACCUCUUCACCCUGCGAGAGAAGUGGACCGAGGAAGACAUCACUCCGUACAUACAAGACCUGUGUGGGGAGAAGCAGACCACCGGAGCCCUCCUCACCAAGUUCGCUCGCUCCUCGAUGCAAAACGGCAUCAAGGUCUUUAACUCCAGAAGGCCUGUAGCCACCUGAAGGCACCACCUGUCCAGCAGCACCUUUACAUUUUGAAGAUUAUGUGGUUGUUGUUAUUCCCAGUGUAAUUUUGCAUUGAUGGCACUGUAAAAUUUCUCUCUCAUGUUUGUUUUUCAUUCCCCCAAAUAUGCCUUCUUAAAAAUUAUUUAAACCAUAGGGCAUAGCUGGCAGGAAAUAACCACCUAAAAUCAAAAUGCUAAAGUAUACCUACUCCCCAAACCAGACUUGAUUCAGAUUUUGUUAUGCUCUAAUUGUGUUUGUAAAAAUGUUAUAUAUAUUGGUAAUAAAAUGAUCUCAGUUCUG
Messenger RNA from Myripristis murdjan (pinecone soldierfish), 1650 nucleotides. RefSeq names its product DNA replication and sister chromatid cohesion 1 (gene dscc1). Gene Ontology annotation, cellular component: Ctf18 RFC-like complex; chromosome, centromeric region; chromatin. Lineage: Eukaryota; Metazoa; Chordata; Actinopteri; Holocentriformes; Holocentridae. The record is from RefSeq and is a predicted model, not a curated record. The transcript is spliced from 9 exons. The coding region runs from base 175 to 1347 and encodes 390 amino acids. Gene Ontology annotation, biological process: mitotic sister chromatid cohesion; maintenance of mitotic sister chromatid cohesion.